UAUUUUAUAUAUUGUACCAUAGACAUAAUUUAGAUCUAUAUUAUGUCUGUUCAUUGUACCUAUUAUAUUUUAAUUCUUUUAUAAUUUAUAAUAUUUUAUAUUAUAGAUACUUUAUAGGAAUUUUAUCACAUUCACAAAUCAGGAUUCAUGUAGUAAUUAGUAGUAUACAAUAUCACGAUCACAAUCACCAAACGACAAGUAAAGUGGGUUUUGGUUUUUGAGCAUUAUUUAUUGGGUGUAUACCCGCAACUUGCGCCCCCUAUGAUGCUCAACCUAUUACCUAGACGGCUAGGCAAAUGUUUCAAGCAGCUAGAUGCGUUGAUUCUGCCAAAUCUAAAGAACCAUGAUUAUUUGUGAAGAUCAUUUCAGUUUAAUUUCUGUGGAUCAUGUUGGAAUUAGAUUUACAAAACCAUACAACUUUUAAGUUUGUGGGAGCACCAUCAUUAAUGAACAAUGUCAUGCCAUACAUUUUUCAUUGUCCAGUAGACCUUAUGCAAGUAUCUACAUCAAAGUGUUGACUAUUAGACAAAAAAAGUAUUUUAUUGCAGUUCAAAACCAUUUUUUAUCAAAAAAGAGUUUCGACAUUAAUCCAUUGCCCUAGUCCUGCAGCUACAUACUGAGUGGGCGGAAGCCUAGAAAUGACGUCACCCUUCAACCCCCGCCCGACAUCUCUGUUAUUGAUUUUCACCCUUGCUUUCUUUGGCCAUGCACAGGCGCAACUUAAGGGGUAUACACAAGUAGUCUACUGGUGGAGGCUGAUGAGUUCGUGUCUGUAGGUCGAACAUUUUCACCACUGAUGUUGUGAUAUUUAAAUUACAGUCUUAUAGGGUAGGAGAAAAAUCAUUUAAAUAACGUCACAUCAUAGGUACGAUCAUAUAAGGCGUCAAUCAUGUCUUCUGUGAAAGUAGCCGUUCGAGUACGGCCUUAUAACAAUCGAGAAAUAUCUAGAGAUUGUAAAUGCAUCAUAGAAAUGGCUGGUUACACUACAUCUAUAACGAAUCCAAAACUUCCCCCUAAUGUUAAGGAUGCAACAAAAAGCUUUAAUUUUGACUAUUCUUACUGGUCUCAAAACCCUUCAGAUCCAAAUUUUGCAUCCCAGACUAUGGUGUAUAGAGAUAUUGGUGAAGAAAUGUUGCAGCAUGCUUUUGAAGGUUACAAUGUAUGCAUAUUUGCAUAUGGUCAAACAGGAGCUGGAAAAUCAUACACUAUGAUGGGGCGGCAAGAAGAAGAAGGCCAAGAAGGCAUAAUACCAUUGAUUUGCAAAGAUUUAUUUCACAGGAUUAGAUCAACUACCAGUGAUGAAUUACAAUAUUCUGUUGAGGUUAGUUAUAUGGAAAUAUACUGUGAACGUGUCCGCGAUCUAUUAAAUCCUAAAAAUAAAGGUAAUCUUCGAGUUCGUGAACAUCCUUUAUUAGGACCUUAUGUAGAAGAUUUAUCAAAACUUGCUGUUACUACUUACCAAAAUAUCCAUGAUCUCAUUGACGAAGGCAACAAAGCCAGAACAGUUGCAGCAACAAAUAUGAAUGAAACAUCUAGUCGUUCUCAUGCAGUUUUUACUAUAUUCUUUACUCAAAAACGGCUAGAUGAAAUGACUCAGCUAACUACUGAAAAAGUUAGUAAAAUAUCUUUAGUCGAUUUAGCUGGUUCAGAAAGAGCAGAUUCAACUGGUGCAAAAGGAACAAGACUUAAAGAAGGUGCAAAUAUUAACAAAAGUUUGACUACUCUAGGAAAAGUUAUAUCUGGAUUAGCUGAAAUGUCAGCUUCUAAAAAAAAGAAAAAAGGAGAUUUUAUUCCUUACCGUGAUUCCGUUUUAACUUGGCUUUUGAGAGAGAAUCUUGGGGGAAAUUCUAAGACAGCAAUGAUUGCUGCUAUUAGUCCUGCAGAUAUUAAUUAUGAUGAAACAUUAUCUACUUUAAGGUAUGCUGAUCGUGCAAAACAAAUAGUAUGCAAAGCUAUUGUUAAUGAAGAUGCUAAUGCUAAACUUAUCCGAGAACUCAAAGAAGAAAUACAAAGACUUCGAGACUUAUUAAAAGCUGAAGGAAUCGUAGUACAAGAAGGUGGUAAAAUGGUUUAUGGGAAACUAAAAGAAAACCGAGAUGACGGAGUAAAAAUGCUUAAGGAUGGUGAUGAAAAACCUAAUAUUCCUUCAUCUAUGAUUGCUGAAGAGGCUGUUGAUCAACUUCAAGCGAGUGAAAAAUUGAUUGCUGAACUGAAUGAAACAUGGGAAGAAAAAUUAAAACGUACAGAAGAAAUAAGAAUUCAAAGGGAAGCUGUAUUUGCUGAAAUGGGAGUAGCGGUUAAGGAAGAUGGUGAUACAGUUGGAGUUUUUUCUCCACAAAAGACUCCACAUUUAGUCAAUCUAAAUGAAGAUCCAUUUAUGUCUGAAUGCCUUAUAUACUACAUCAAAGAGGGUGUAACACGUGUUGGAUCUGCUGAAUCUAAAAUCACUCAAGAUAUUCGACUGUGUGGCUCAUAUAUACAGCGUGAACAUUGUCGGUUUGAGAAUUCUAAUGGUGUUGUUACUUUGAUACCGAUAAAAGGUGCCUUAUGUUAUGUAAAUGGACGAGAGCUUACAGAACCUAUUGUCUUGAAAACAGGUUCAAGGGUGAUUCUUGGAAAAAAUCAUGUUUUCCGAUUUAAUCAUCCAGAACAAGUGAGAGAGCGCAGAGAAAAUAAAAACAAGACAGAAGCAACGGCAGAAAAUAUUAAAGAAAUCACAUCUAAACCAGAAAAGAGUUCUCCUGCUGAAACCCCAAUAAGUAAUGAGUAUGUUGAUUGGAACUUUGCACAAAUUGAAUUAUUAGAAAAACAAGGAAUAGACCUGAAACAAGAUAUGAAACUAAAGCUAAAUGCUCUUGAGGAACAAUUCAAAAAAGAUAAAGAAACGGCAGAUCAAAUAUUUGAAGAACAACGCAAAAAUUAUGAGGCUAGAAUAGAUGCACUUCAGAAACAAGUUGAAGAACAAAGUAUGACUAUGUCAAUGUACAGUUCUUAUACUCCAGAUGAUUUUAUUCAAGAAGAAGAUAUUUUUGUUAACCCAUUGUUUGAUGCUGAAUGCAAUUGGACUGACAAAGAAUAUCAGUUAGUUUUGACAACCUGUCGUAAAUGGAAGUAUCACCAAUUUACAUCCUUGCGAGAUGAUUUAUGGGGAAAUGCUGUCUUUUUAAAAGAAGCCAAUGCUAUAUCAGUCGAAUUAAAGAAAAAAGUUCAAUUUCAAUUUACGUUGUUAACAGAUACUUUGUAUUCUCCAUUACUUCUGGAUUUCUUGUCCGAUGAUGAUGAUGUAGAUAGACCAUUCCCUCGUACAUAUGUUGCAAUCGAAGUACUUGACACAAAAAAUGGUGCUACCCAUUAUUGGACAUUAGAUAAAUUAAAAACGAGGUUGGAUCUUAUGCGCCAAAUAUAUAAUGGGGAUAUUGAAAGCCCCCAGAAUUCACCUUGCGAGCUCAAGGAUGAUUUUUUCCAAUGUCUGACUGCCUGCACCCCUAACAAGUCUUUCUCCUAUUUGAUACCCUCAAGACAAAGAUUGGAGCUUAUGAGAGAAAUGUAUCAAAAUGAAGCUGAGAUGUCGCCUACAUCACCAGACUUUAAUAUAGAAGCAAUUACAGGUGGAGAUCCAUUUUAUGAUAGAUUUCCAUGGUUUAGACUUAUUGGCAGAGCGUUUAUCUAUUUAAGCAAUCUUAUGUAUCCUGUACCCUUAAUUCACAAAGUAUCAAUCGUUAAUGAAAAAGGUGAUGUCAAGGGUUACCUUCGUGUUGCUAUACAAGCAGUUUCAGAAGACGAGACUUCUGAUAAUUCUUGUGGAGUAAGACAAUUUGCAAAAAUUUCUUUUAAUGACAAAGAUCUGUUAGGCCGGUUGUCUGGGAAAAAAAAUACUGAUAUUAUUGAAAGGAUUGUCACAGGAAAAAGUAGCAACAAAGGAGAUGAAAUUGAAGCGGAUGGCGAUAGUGGUCAUGGAGAUAGUUCUAUGUCCUCUGAUAACAAAGAUGAAGAACUUCCAAGUCACCUGUUAAUUAGUAAAGAUUUUACAUUUAGAGUUACCUUAUUACAAGCUGUUGGUGUUCCCGACGAAUAUGCUGAUAUUUUUUGUCAAUUCAAUUUCUUGCAUAGACAUGAUGAUGCAUUUUCUACUGAACCUGUAAAAAAUUGUGGUAAAGGCACACCUGUUGGAUUUUAUCAUGUUCAAAAUAUUACUGUUCCUGUUACAAAAUCAUUUAUAGAAUAUAUAAAGACACAGCCAAUUGUAUUUGAAGUAUUUGGACAUUAUCAAAAACACCCACUUCACAAUGAUGCUAAACAAGAUAGUACUUUUGUUCGGCAGCCUCCAAGAAGAAUGUUACCUCCAUCAAUACCCAUUAGUUUACCAGUGCGUUCUCCAAAGUUUGGAGUAUUGCCUUCAUUGUGCACAUCACAUAUACAUGCCAAGUAUGAUUUACUGGUUUGGUUUGAAAUAUGUGAACUUGGUCCUGAUGGGGAUUAUGUACCUUGUGUGGUUGAUCAUAGUGAAGAGCUACCAUGUCGUGGACUGUUUAUGCUACAUCAAGGUUUACAGCGCCGUAUACGUAUUACAGUAGUACAUGAAACUGCUCCAGAGUUACGUUGGAAAGAAAUACGGGAACUUGUUGUGGGUCGUAUUCGCAAUAUACCUCAAUCAGAAGAUGACGAUACAGACAAUUCAGUGCUCUCGCUUGGCCUAUUUCCUGGAGAAUACCUUGAAAUACCUGGUGAAGAUCGAUGCAUGUUUCGUUUUGAAGCAGCAUGGGAUAGUUCAUUACAUAAUUCUGUACUUCUUAAUAGAAUAUCAACUGGUGGAGAACACAUCUUCAUGACUAUAUCAGCUUAUUUAGAGUUGGAAAACUGUGGAUGUCCAGCAAUAAUUACCAAAGACUUAAGCAUGGUUAUCUAUGGUAGAGAUGCACGUACGGGACCUAGAUCCUUGAAACAUUUAUUCAGUGGCAAUUACAAAAACAGUGAAGCAAAUCGGUUAUCUGGCAUUUACGAACUUGUGCUGAAAAGAGCUUCAGAAGCAGGUAGUCCAGGUGUCCAAAGACGACAAAGACGUGUUUUGGAUACAAGUUCGACAUAUGUCCGAGGUGAAGAAAAUCUUGAAGGUUGGAAACCACGUGGUGACAGUUUAAUAUUUGACCAUCAAUGGGAACUGGAGAAACUUACCAGACUCGAAGAAGUAGGCCGUACAAGACACAUGAUUCUUCUUAGAGAACGCCUGGGUCUUGACAAAGUACCAAUUACCAAAUCUGAAAAGGAGGUAUGUAACAUAAUAGCCAAAGCAUCAAGUUCCACUAAAGAUAUAAUGAGGCCGCCUAGUCCUGUGGCAUUGCGCAAUAUUGACCCUAGUGUUUACGAACCUUGGCAGAUGAAUGAGAGAGAACGAUUCUUGGCUACCAAAUGUAUCAAGCUUAUUCAAGGAAGAAUCCCAUCCAAAGAAAAUUUGUUACAAUCUUACACCAAUGUACUAACUCCUACUGAAGAUAAAACAGAUUCAAACAUCAGUCAUUCAUCAAGUUGUGUUACCAUUUCAAAUCAUGAAUUAUUUUCUCCGGACCGUAGCCUUCAACGUGGUUCAAAUAUGAGUGACUCUAUAUACCUUAAUCAAGAUGUUAUGAUUUCUUCUCAUUCAUCAACAUCUGAACCACAACUCGUGUUAUAUGUGCCAGAAGUUGAAGAGAUAAGAAUUAGUCCUGUAAUUUCGAGAAAAGGUUAUCUGAACAUACUAGAACAUAAAACUAAUGGAUGGAAGAAACGAUGGGUGACAGUUAGACGUCCAUAUGUGUUUAUAUUCAGAGAUGAAAAAGAUCCAGUAGAAAGGGCACUGAUCAACUUAACUACAGCUCAAGUUGAAUAUUCUGAAGAUCAAUUAGCCAUGGUCAAAGUACCAAAUUCAUUCAGUGUCGUUACCAAACAUAGAGGCUAUUUAAUGCAAACAUUAUUAGACAAAGAAGUGUAUGAAUGGCUGUAUGCCAUAAACCCUCUUUUAGCCGGUCAAAUUCGGUCGAAAACAUCGCGGCAAAUAAUGCCAAAUGGACAAAAUCAAAAGCCUGCAUUUGUGUCCAACCCAAUUGACACACAUCAAUAAAUAUCAAAAAUUUAUGCAUACUUUUUUCUAUACCUAUGUGUAUAUUUGUUUGUGUAUGUUCUAAAAUGUUAAAUUUAAUCACAUUUAAAUAUCAGCACUGUUGUUUUGCGAUAUACCAUUUAGUAAUGUGCCAUUGAAAUGUUGCGCUUUAUUUUAUUAUGCUGCCAAAACACGUAUGAUUGCUUUAAAAAAGGUUUAAUACAUUUUAAAUUUUAAAACAAAGGUUGUGAAAUAGUCGAUUCAAUAUUGUAUAGUUAUCGGUAUUUCUUAUCUCUUCUUUUGUAUACCGAUACAAACUAUUACUUAAAAGUAAAAAGCAUAAAAGAUCAAAUAAUACUAUUUUUAUUAUUUCUUCAAUCAUUAUUGUGAUAUU
Molecule: messenger RNA, 6467 nt
Organism: Myzus persicae (green peach aphid)
Lineage: Eukaryota; Metazoa; Arthropoda; Insecta; Hemiptera; Aphididae
Gene: unc-104
Product: kinesin-like protein unc-104
Exons: 37
Coding region: 890-6094 (1734 amino acids)
Biological process (GO): microtubule-based movement
Molecular function (GO): microtubule binding; microtubule motor activity; ATP binding
Source: RefSeq, a predicted model, not a curated record